This is a messenger RNA of Ilex paraguariensis (yerba mate), 1702 nucleotides long. The record is from the annotation of a GenBank genome assembly. NCBI's taxonomy places the organism in Eukaryota, Viridiplantae, Streptophyta, Magnoliopsida, Aquifoliales, Aquifoliaceae.
AUGGCAAAACUGCACCUCCUCCUCAUCCUUCUCACCCUUCUUUCCCUCACCACCGCCGAGAUCAAGACCGUAAAGAUAACUUCCGAUUCCCGCCCGACGAUCCUCUUCCGGAAACUCGGCUUCACCCACACCGGCCACCUCUCAAUUUACGUCUCCGCCUCUGCCUCUGCCUCCGCCUCCGUCAACUCCUCUUUCUCCUCCAUCGACCCUUCGCGCCUCGCCUUCUUCCUCCUCUCCGAAGAGUCCGUCAUCCAAGUCCUCCCCGAACUUAUGCACAAUCCCAGCUUCUGCAUCAUCGAUUCCAAAUUCAUCAACCUCCUUUUCACUCUCCGCGACCUCUCACCAUCUCCUACCUCUUCCUUCAACCAUUCCUACCCCGUCACCUUCCCCAAUGAAUACUUCCUCUUCUUCGCCAAUUGCGUCCCUGAAUUACAAGUCACCAUGGACGUCCGUACAGAGCUCUACAAUCUCGAUUCCGGCGCCUCCAAGGACUAUCUCUCCGCCGGGUUGACUCAGCUCCCCUCUCUGUAUUUCCUUUUCUUCCUCAUAUACUCAUAUUUUCUCGGGUUUUGGUUAUACCACUGUUACCAUACCAGAAGAUCAGUACAUCGGAUCCAUUUGCUCAUGACCCUAUUGCUUCUAACGCAAACUCUGAAUUUAGUCAGCUUGGCCGAGUAUAAACACUAUGUAAAGGUCACAGGGACACCCCACGGGUGGAACAUAAUUUUCUACGCAUGUCAAUUCAUUAGGGUUCUACUUUUGUCUACGGUGAUUGUAUCAAUUGGUACCGGGUGGUCGUUUUUGGAACCCUCUAUGCAAGGAAAAGGUGGGAAGAAAGUGUUGAUGAUCGUAAUUCCGCUACAGGUUUUGGGCAAUGUGGCUUCCAUCGUCAUCGGAGAAACGGGUCCGUUUAGAGAAGAUUGGGUGACUUGGAAUCAGGUGUUUUUCUUGGUGGAUAUUGUGUGCAUUUGCACAAUUAUUUUCUCAAUUAGAUCAUCGUUGAGGGAGGCGUCGAAGAUGGAUGGGAAGGCCUCGAGAAAUUUGGGGAAGUUGUAUGUGUUUAAGAAAUUCUUUAUUGUGGUGAUUGGGUACUUAUUUUAUACAAGGAUUGUUGUGUCUGCCGUGAACAUCAUCGCAGCAUAUAGGUAUCAGGGGGUGACCUAUGCAGCUGAGGAGACCGGAAGUCUUGCAUUUUAUAUGGUGAUGUUUUAUAUAUUCAGGCCGGUGGAAGAGAAUGAGUACUUUGCUCCUGACAAGGAGGCUGCAGAGAUAGCUCUCCGGGAUCCUCUGGUGAAUGCAUGAUCUGGUAAUGGCAUCUUAUUUCGAUAUGUAUGGCAAUUGUUGUAAAUCCUAUGUUUGCAGGUUUCUUGUUUGUCAAAUAGUUUUACGAUAACAUGUGUUGUUUGUUGCUUAAACCAUUGUAUGACAUGAUGACUUUUUCAUAUGAUACGGACCUUUGUUUUAUGCUUCAAACCUUGUUUUGAGCUAAGGUUUUAUAUAUUGAAAGGGUUUUGUGUAUUACAUAUUAAUUGUCUUCUUAUUUGAUGAUGGUGUCAAAUCACUUUGGAAAGUAAAUUUGAGCUAUAAAGUUGGGCAGCCAAGCAAGGUUGUUGAUUGCGGGGAUAGACCAACUUUAUUCUUUUCUCACUUUUUGCUAGAGUGGGAGAGAGUGUGGCCCUGUGGGAAGAGGGAAGGGGUGGGG